Messenger RNA from Rhinichthys klamathensis goyatoka, 1409 nucleotides. Its product is annotated as P2X purinoceptor 4-like. Bases 1 to 1254 code for a protein of 417 amino acids. NCBI's taxonomy places the organism in Eukaryota, Metazoa, Chordata, Actinopteri, Cypriniformes, Leuciscidae. The record is from RefSeq and is a predicted model, not a curated record. Gene Ontology annotation, cellular component: plasma membrane; nuclear inner membrane. Gene Ontology annotation, molecular function: purinergic nucleotide receptor activity; extracellularly ATP-gated monoatomic cation channel activity. The transcript is spliced from 12 exons. Gene Ontology annotation, biological process: response to ATP; monoatomic cation transmembrane transport.
AUGACGACGGGGAGACAUCUUAAAAACCAAGCACUCUCCAUAGACAGAGGUGAUUUCCUGAACGGAUACACACUUUAUGCAUUUAACCUGACGCCUGAUGAAGACUGCGGUCAGCACAUAUCCCUCAUCAAGGACAUUCUUCAGAACUUCAUCGAUAAUAUUCUCCCCCACAGCUCUGCCGUCUUCAACGAUAGCACCAGCAGCACCCCCCUCUGGUUCAUCUUUAUGACCGGAAUCAGUAUUAGUUUUGUGAUUAUAUGUGGAGACCACCAGGACACUGACAACAUCCUUAGCUCUGUCACAACCAAAGUGAAAGGCAUCGCUCUAACAAACACCACCGAGCUCGGUGAACAGAUCUGGGAUGUGGCUGAAUACAUCAUCCCACCUGAGGAGGACAGUUCUUUCUUUCUGAUGACCAACAUGAUCCUCACACCAAACCAAACACAGUCAAAAUGUGCAGAGUAUCCAACCCUGAAAUCCAUUUGCACAUCUGAUAUGAACUGCACCAAAGGCUUUAAAGAUGCGCAAGGGAAUGGUGUUCAGACAGGUAGAUGUGUCGAUUUCUCAGACUCAGUGAAGACAUGUGAAGUGUUGGCCUGGUGUCCUCUGGAGAAGAAAGUCGAACCUCCAAAUCCAGCGCUCCUGGCAGAUGCUGAGAACUUCACAAUAUACAUAAAGAAUAAUAUUCAAUUCACCAAAUUUAACUUCAAAAAAAGGAAUAUCCUACCAAACAUGAGCAGCUCCUACAUAGCAAAUUGUGUGUUCAACAGAAUUAUGGACCCCAACUGCCCAAUUUUCAGAGUCAAAGAUAUUUUUGAAGAGACUCGAGAGGAUUUUCAGACCAUGGCAGUCUAUGGGGGAAUAAUGGCAGUGCAAAUCCAGUGGGAUUGUGACCUGGAUAUGGGCUUGUGUGCUCCCCAGUACUCCUUCCGCAGAAUAGACAAGAAGGAACCAGAAAGUAGUGAAACCCCAGUGCACAACUUACGAUUUGCUAAAUACUACAAGAACAGUGAUGGCAAAGACACCAGGACCCUGAUCAAGGGAUAUGGCAUUCGUUUUGAUGUUCUGGUUUAUGGCAAGGCAAAAAAAUUCAGCUUUGUAAAAACAAUUAUCAACGUGGGUGCACUCUUGUCGUUUGUAAGAGUGGUGGAUUAUUUAAUCGAUUGGGUUGCGUGUGAAUGGAAAGGUUACUCAAGGAAGAAAUUUGAAUAUCUUGAUGAACAGGAACUUGAGUGUGAGUAUUUCAUUUCUUAAUUUACAAAUAUAGAAUGAAUGAAUGACAGUAGACUGUCAAAAGGGCUGUCAAUAGAGAACACUUUCUAAUCGUGAUUAAAUCGCACACUUGUCGUAAAAUUAAUCAUACAUCAUUUGUCAUGUUUAACAUGUUAAUUUUAUCAUAAUUUGCUAUA